AUGCCGUGGGACCCGCACGACGAUGACUACGAUGAAGGGUAUAGGCAGAGGCAAUUAGAAAUCGACACAAUCUACCAGGAGUUGCAAGCACAGAGCCCCCAGACGAGCGAGGGCGGAAGUGACGACCGCGUGCUGCAGAAGCUGGAGGCGCAGAAUGAGCAACGGCGGCGACACAUAUUGCGGAGCCCAGCGCACCGCCAGGGGCGGGACGAACCGCGUUAUUCCCACAAUGACGACGCCGACUCGCCUCGUGGUCCAACGGCUUUCCCCUAUUAUUACUACCACAACAACUCAUCACAGCCACAGCCCGGGCCGUAUUGGGGCCAUUCGGAUCCACCUCCUCCGCCCGUACCUCACGUGCCGGUCCAUGAUCCGGACUAUCAUGCAUACGGGAACUUCCAGCCGCCAUCCCCACAUGGCAGUGGUAACGGGCAGCUACAAGCCGGCCUACCAGACCUGACCGAGACACCAAUUACGGGGCACGAAAGGCUUGCUUUCGCGCUCGCCGAGACGAGCACACGACACGACCAUGAAGACGGCGAAGCGAUCAGGCGCCACGGCCCAAGGCCCUUGUACCGUCGGUUCGAGUAUCUGAACCAUCGAGUACUUCUCCACUGGCAGGACGCCUUGUCCGAGCUCGAAGAAGAGCUCCGUGUAUUAGACGAGUGUAUUGCCCAGCAGCAGACCCAUGCUGGAGACGAAGUGGGCAAAGCUCUGCCUGCCUCGCGACGUUACAGUAAUCAAUAUGGGGCCGAUCUGCACCAGAGACGCACGAUAGUGUUGGGGGAGAUUUAUUGCAAGAUGGGCCAGUAUUACAACACAAUGGCCUCAUUCGAAAAGAUGUCGAGCGUCUCCGAGCCCGCUAGAGCAGAUGAUGUUUCGGCGUACGAGUCGUGGAUCCGCGAGCACGCACCAAUUGACGAGGACGAGACGCGUUUUCUCACGCGUCGAACCGAUCUAAUGAGCCUCCAUCGACGUCACAAGCGGCAAGAGCGGCCGCAUGAACUGAGCCUCUCAGGCGACCAAGUGCUCCAAACGGCGCUGCUGGCGCUGCUGGUCUUUUUAGUGCUGCCCCUAAUUGCGUUUCCCCAGAUUCCUAGCGUUGGCGGGCGGCUGUUCGUUCUGACCGUCAUCGGCGCGGCCGAGGUAGCCAUGGUCUCGUCAACGAGGUUUUCGAGUCUGAUGUCCGGAAAGGAAUGGAGGUUUUGUGGCAUCGCGUACUUUGCUCUUAUGGCAGUGAUCGCAGUCGUUGUUUGA
Molecule: messenger RNA, 1257 nt
Organism: Diplodia corticola
Lineage: Eukaryota; Fungi; Ascomycota; Dothideomycetes; Botryosphaeriales; Botryosphaeriaceae
Exons: 3
Coding region: 1-1257 (418 amino acids)
Source: RefSeq, a predicted model, not a curated record